CGCAUUUAUUUCAGUUCGAUUCUCGAUGCUGCAACUCCCAAUCGAAAGCACCGUCGCCAAUCAGAAGCAAUUUUUUCGUUUCUGUGAAUAUACAGCAUAGAUUUUAGUGUGAUAAAGCAGACAUUUAGAAUAUAAUUGUGAUCAAUAGUACGGAUACAAUAAUCGGUUUUGAAAAACGAGUGUUGAAAAGUGCCUGUGGCUGGGAAAUACACCGAUAAUGGUGAAUGCAAAUCUCAAGGAGAAAAUGCUACGGUUCCAGAUACCGAACGAGCUGAAGGACGAUCUCGUGUACUGUCAGCGAUCUUUGCGUCAUUUUUUAAAAGUCCACCAGCUUCUGGCAGCAAAGAUGGCCAACGGAUUGACCCAAAGCCAGGUAUCCAAACUCAAGCGCUAUCUCAUGGAGCUGGAGGCAGAAAUGGUAGACAUUGGCAACGAGCAGCGACCGCUGGCCCAGGAGCUUGACGGCCUGGUGCUGGCCUAUACCCGCCAUCUCGCCGAUUCCGAAUGCAUCGAAGUGGAUCGCGAAACCGCCUACGGCUACGUAACGCGAGCGCUUUCGUUGCAUUACGAAAUGUCGUUCACCACCAAGUACUCGCCGAAAAACGUAUCCGAGCGGUUGAAUGAAGCCCAACUGGUCCAUAAAUACGAACUUGCCUCCUUCGAUGAACCAAGGCCGAAGAAGGAAAAAGACGAAUCCCAGAGUAGCACUGGCUCGUCGAUUUCGCCGACCCUGUCGCAUCCGAUGAAUGUUCCCAAACACCAAAUUUCAUUACUGAAACCGAAGGAAGAGCGCGUUGGACCCGCUUCAGAGACUAAAGCUACAAAUGUACCUUUCAGUGGAAUAACCUUUUCGAACGCUAAAGCCAUGGUCAAUGAUCAAACAUUGAAGAAAAUUUCGCCGGAAACGGUAAAUGCUCCUAAGCGCUUGGCACGCAUGUUACCUAAGGUUGAGUCUUUGCCGCGACCGGUUCCCAAACACCCGGAAAUUUCACCACAAAAGCAAAUCAAACAGGAAGAUGACUUCGAACCAGUCGAGAUGCCACCGACUGUGGCCAUGAAUAAGAGUCGGCUUAAUUUACUGCAAGCUUUAAACAAAGCUAAAAACAGCAAUACCACUCUUCCGCCUCGCGAAAUUGAGCAAAAGCUACGUCCACGUCAAGGCAUGACGAAGACGAAGAGUGACCCACUGCCUGGCGGACAAAAGCUUACGGGAUCCAGCGGUGGGGCCUCGUCUGAUUCUUCCCCGAAUUCUCGUGCAUCCACUCCGCUCUCAGCGAAAGCUUCCGAUGAUUCUUCUGCUCCAGCAUAUCUUCCUAUCGAAGAAUACGUCGAACCCCAACCAACGGAUAUAGCAGAACUCGAGCAGCCAACAUUCUUGAGAUUUUUCGGUCUGCUUACCCUGGACGAAAGUAAAGCCCUGGCCAAUCGGAAAACCGAACGCAAACGUCGCAGCUGCAACAGCACAGAACGAAAAGAUUUCCACUACGGCAAAAUCGAUUACUGUGAGCAGCAAAGCAUUCACAUUGCCCGACGUCGUAACAAGCGUCCCAUUCUGUAUUCGCCACCAUCGACGCGAGGGGUAAAGAAGCGCAAACACUUCGAUAUGAUCGCCUCCAGACAGGGUACUUCGGCUAACUCCGGUUCGACAGUAACAUCGAUCUCGGCUACACCAGCCACUAGCGGAUCGUCGACAGCAUCCAGAACUGUUGACAGCAGUUCCAAGGCUAGUAUGCUCUCCGAUUUGGAAAACAACAUCUGCAUCGUUUGCAACAAGUCGGGAUCUACCGACAGUCUGAGUGCUUGUGUUUAUUGCUGCAACAUCUACCACCUACGGUGUCACAGUAAUAGCAUCUUCAACCCGCAGCUGCUUCGGCAGCGGGACAACAUCUGCCCGGUUUGCUUGCAGAAGAAACAACAGGUCACCUUGGCCCAGCAGAGUCUUCAGAGGGAUCAAGUGCUUCGUAAGCGUCUAUUGCGGCGUAAUGCUCACCAGAAGGCUCUACACGACAAGCUUCAGCGACGCAAGCAAAUCCUCGAAGAACGAUACCACGAGAAGCAGGAAGUGCGUGCCCAGCUGAUGGAUCAAGAACGUAGUACUCGGAAUCAGAUAGCACGGCUCAUGAAUUGCGUACGUUCCUUGCGGCACGAGUUUUAAAAUCAAGAAACGAUCACCGCAUCGGUUGUCUCGCAGGAGAUCAAAUAACCACUCGUUUUCAUAACACCACAUAUCCCACAUUUUUUUGUUACACCUUCCUUUACCUUCAACAUUUUUUGUUCAUUAUUUUUACUUUUUUAGCGAUACCUUCUACUGUUCUGUUGUUUAUAACCAACUCCCAAUCAAUGCAAUACCUUCUUAUAUUGUCAUAUUUUUUCAUUCCAAUUCUGAAAAAGUGCUGGUCAGCUUGUAAAGUAUCGAUCUCCAAAUGUGUUUUUUUUUCACACAGUCUCCCACCUUUCGAAAUGGAAAAUAUAAGUAAAGUAAUUUACAACUUAGAAAAAUUAAAUUCGCCAAACGUUGAUCGUCACCACUAAGUUUCAUAAACGUAAUUGUAUUCCUUAUAGCAGCAGUAAAAAUAUUUACUUUACUAUUUACAAGAUUUCAGUGACGUGAGGCAGGAUGGAAUCUAUUCUGUUGUAAUAACCGGUAAUGCUGUUUUUAAAUAUUAAACCUUGGAAAUAAUAA
Molecule: messenger RNA, 2683 nt
Organism: Uranotaenia lowii
Lineage: Eukaryota; Metazoa; Arthropoda; Insecta; Diptera; Culicidae
Gene: Lint-1
Exons: 6
Coding region: 218-2155 (645 amino acids)
Source: RefSeq, a predicted model, not a curated record